Molecule: messenger RNA, 1737 nt
Organism: Aspergillus mulundensis
Lineage: Eukaryota; Fungi; Ascomycota; Eurotiomycetes; Eurotiales; Aspergillaceae
Exons: 1
Coding region: 1-1737 (578 amino acids)
Biological process (GO): transmembrane transport
Cellular component (GO): membrane
Molecular function (GO): transmembrane transporter activity
Source: RefSeq, a predicted model, not a curated record
AUGUCCCCCGUCCAGGUCGUCAACCUCAUCUACCUCGCGCAGCUCAGCUCCGUCACCGCCACGGGCUUCAUGGCCCAGUCAAUGGCGCAGGCAGUCGGCGGGACCGACAAGACCGUGUGGUACUCGUCGUGCAUCACCAUCAUGACCGUCGCCCUGAACCCGCCCAUCAGCCAAGCCGCCGACUACUGGGGCCGGAAGCCCGUCCUCGUCGCAUUCGCACUCGCCGGCGUAGUCGGCUCACUCAUCGUAUCCCGGGCCCAGAGCUCCGGCGUGAUCAUCGCAGGCUUCGCGAUUGUCGGCCUCGGCUUCGCGUGCCAGUCCGUCGCCUUGGCUGUGUUGUCGGAGGUCCUGCCUAGGAUCCAUCGGCCGGUCGCUCAGGCAUCUGCCGGCGUCGCGUCCAGCUUGGGCGGGGUCAUGGGCCUGCUGCUUGGUGGGGGGUUGCUUCGCGAUGGGAAUCUCUCCAGGUAUCGUGUCUUCUGGUAUAUUGAGGCUGGUAUGUACGCGCUCGCAGCGGUGGGUUGUGUUGUAGGGUACAGCCCGUCGCCGCGAGAAGUACAGGUCUCUCUUAGCACGACUGAGAAGCUCAGACGCCUGGACUGGGUGGGAUACGUUCUUUUCCCCCCGGCUCUUGCGCUCUUCUCGAUGACUCUGGCGUGGUCCGACAACCCGUAUUCCUGGAGCAGUGCGAACAUCCUCGGUCCGUUCAUCAUCGGCGUCGUCGCCAUGGUCCUGUUUAUCAUUUACGAGUGUCGAUUUACGAAGGACGGUAUGCUUCACCAUGGCCUUUGGCGGAAUCGAAACUUCCCCGUCUCCCUGGUCGUGAUUCUCGUCGAGGGCCUCUCAUUCUUCGCAGCAAACUCCUACUUCUCCUAUGAAAUCACGGUGGUAUACGACGAGGAUAUUCUUUCCGCGGCUACGAACUUUGCCAUCAUGUUCUUCACGGGCCUCGUCGGCUCCCCAGUGUUUGGGUUCUGGUCCUCGAAGCGCAAGUCACUCCGGCCGCCGCUCGUCCUCGGCGGGAUCUUUCUUCUACUAUUCUUCAUUCUCCUGGCGACAGUCAAGAUUGACACACCCCGAUAUGUAUUCUGGAUCCUUCCCAUUCUACCAGGCAUCGCCCUGGCCUCCAUUGUGCCGCUGACGAUGGUCUCGGCGCAGUUUGCAGUAUCCCCGGAGCUGGUCACGCUGGCAUCAGCGUUGAUGACCACGGUCCGAAGCUUGGGAGGCGCAAUCGGCCUGGCCAUCAACAAUGCAGUCAUCAACAGCAGCCUGAAUGACGAACUCCAAAGGAAAGUCAGUGCGGCGGUGCUCCCGCUCGGACUGCCUUCCUCAUCCUUGCCCGCACUGCUUGACGCUGUGUCUUCGCAACGCAAGGACGCGGCGGCGGAGGUGCCUGGCGGUACCCCAGAAAUCGCCCAGGCGGCAGUCGCAGCGAUGAAAAGGGCAUACUUGAGCGCCUUUCGAAAUGCUUGGAUUGUCUCGGCGGCUUUCUGCGGUCUAAUGGUGAUAUGUGGGUUCCUGAUCGCAAUCUCCAGGGCGUGUCAGAAUAGCUGCUUACCACGCACAGCGUGCUAUUUUAUAGUGGAGCAGAGAGCCCAGUUCGAUACCCGCAUUGAUGCCCCUGUCACUGCCGCAUCAGUCGAGUCGCAAACCCUUGGAAGCAUGUCGCCUGCCAUUGAAAGCUCAUUCAGAGAACGCGUUGACAAAGGAACAGCUGAGCAUCACGAAGGUGGUGUCUAA